AUGUGGACUAACCAAUUCACGAUUCAGAAACCACCCGCACAACAGACACUGGAGGAAAAACAUGAGCAGGCUUUAGUGACAGCGAAUGUUUUUAUUGAAAACAAUCGCAGUCUAGUGCGAAAAGCAAUGGAUCGAUACCAAAGCGUGGCGGGCAGCAAUUACUGGACUUACGGCUAUAUGGGCGGGGCCAUGAUGGCAACGAUGGCUGCUUGCCUUUCUAUUGGGGGUCGGGUUCCCUUUUUUCGCACCUAUGCGAGUUGGAUUUCGCUGGCGGGUGGUUACUUUGGCGGUAAGGCGAUGCUAGGGGCUCACAAUUCGUAUAAUUUGGCCUCUGUUGUGCGGGUCAUCAACACCUUGAUUGAUGAGACGAGGAAGAUGGAUGAACAGCACGGGUUCAGCAUUUCGGACUAUGCCCGGGAAGUAGAUUCACUGCAGCAUAUGAAGUAUGAGCUGAUGCCAUACACCACGGAGGCCAUUGAGGCACGAAAACACGAUGUGAAGAGCUUGCCACUGGAUGAAAGGGUAGAUGCACUCGUGGAGGCAUACGAGAAACGACGACGCACAGCUGGUCAGCGGAAAUGA
Trypanosoma rangeli is the source of this 582-nucleotide messenger RNA. RefSeq lists its product as uncharacterized. The record is from RefSeq and is a predicted model, not a curated record. The coding region runs from base 1 to 582 and encodes 193 amino acids. The transcript has a single exon. Lineage: Eukaryota; Euglenozoa; Kinetoplastea; Trypanosomatida; Trypanosomatidae.